This is a messenger RNA of Salmo salar (Atlantic salmon), 2125 nucleotides long. The record is from RefSeq and is a predicted model, not a curated record. Lineage: Eukaryota; Metazoa; Chordata; Actinopteri; Salmoniformes; Salmonidae.
GACGGUUACAGAGACUGUCAAUCACUAAAGCCCUUGAAAUAUUUGUUGAACGUUGCCAUGGCAUUUAAAUGAUUUAGUAGUCGUGUUUGAUUGGUUGCGUCUGUUUGUUACCUGGACACUGUCUACAAGAGUUGGGGAGGAAACCAGCCCUUCGGCUUUGGACACAAGUUCAGAACCACCGGUGUAGACACUGCAGAAUAUUCGAGAACUUUGGUCCCGUGACGCUGCGAGUAUCAUGUCCACGCUAAGUGCCUAGCCUGGGCUCAGGUACAGUGUGUCUGACUGGGACCUCAGUAACAAGCUGAUGUCUGACACAGCAGAACAGAGGUGACACAUCUCACAUGAGACACGCCAGGAAGGGAGGACCUUACGCAAUGAGACAACCAGCAAGGUAAGAUGUGACUAUGUAAUGAAACAACCAAUUCAGUAAGGACUUGCUUGACGUUGUGAGUGAAUUGUAACAUUGGCCUACACAAAGUUAGUUUUCAUAUCAUAAACUGUUAUGGACUAUUAUUUAUUCUCAUCACAUGUAUUCAUGCCAUCUCUCUUUCCUCUCUCUAACCUGUCAUCGCUCUCUCGGUAUAUCUCUCCCCCUAUCCCUCUCUCAGACUAACUGGGAUGAGAGUGACAGGCUGAGUAAUAGGAUCUGGGAUAUCUCCCACUAGAGAGAGACUUUGGAAUCCUGCGCACAGGAAUUGGGCAAAGAGAUGGAUGCCUGAUGAGAUUUGCAAUUCAAUUUCAAAUUAGUAUUAAUCUGGAGGAGACGGAGCGGGCCAUCAUAGUGCCUCUGGAGGUCACGGUGGAGUGCCUGACCCUGAGGGAGGGUUGCCCUGGAAACGAGCUAGUCAGCGACCUGGUGGAGGUGAUCGACAGAGCAAAGAUGGUGCUCCAGCAGCGCAUUGACAAGGCCUUUGAGGAGCUGUUUCUUCUACAGGAGUCCUGGCAGCAGCUGACCCAUGACAUUCAGAACAAGUCCUGCUUGUCACUCACUGUGACAUCACCUGAGAUCUCUGAAGCCAACCCUCUGCGCAUACCCAUAAGUUCCACCACCUUCCAGCAGUGGGAGCAGUUCAGCCAGUACAACAUGGCCCAAGCACAGGAGACGAUGCAGGCGUCACAGCAGCUGAGGGAGGACAUGAGUCACUAGGGUACAGGUAUAAAAUAAAGCCUGGGGGAGGGAGAGAGGAGUGUAGCGUUACCAUAUGGCCAGGCCUGUAACAAUAGCACUGUUCUGUAUUGACUCCUAUAAAACAGCACUGUCUCUGCAUCCCAAAAGGGACCCUAUAUAGUGCUGCACUACUUUUGACCAGGACCCAUUGGGUGCCAUUUGGGGAACACACCCUGUCUGCUUUCACAGGGCUCUCUGUGGUUGUUUAGUAUCUGAUAGGGCCAGUUUCUGCUUCAUAGAUAUUGCUAAAAUGUAUGUGUACAGUAAGACUAUUGAGAGUUAGAUGACAAGUGUGGCAUAUCAAGAAGCUGAUUAAACAGCAUGAUAAUUACACAGGUGCACCUUGUGUUGAGGACAAUAAAAGGCCAAUCUAAAUGUUGCAGUUUUGUCACACAACACAAUAAGCCGCCUCCAAUGUCAUUUUAGAGAAUUUGACAGUACGUCAGGACCUCUACAUCUGGCUUCUUCACCUGCGGGAUCAUCUGGGGACUUUAUUUACAGUAUGUCUGUAAUAAAUCCCUUUUGUAGGCAAAAAUGUAUUCUGAUUGGAUGGACCUGGCUGCCUAUGCCCUCUCAGUCCCACCCUUGGCAGCGCCCUUGCCCAGCCAUGUGAAAUCCAUAGAUUAGGGCCUAAUGAAUUUAUUUCAAUUGACUAAUUUCCUUAUAUAGUGUAACUCAGUAAAAUCUUUGAAAUUGUUGCAUGUUGCCUUUUUAUAUUUUUGUUCAGUAUACAUGGUAAUUUUUCAGAUUAAUCUGAAAUAAUUUCCCAAUUGACAGGUUGACCCAAAUAUGUAGUUCUUCAGGGAGGCAGAUUGCAUCUCUGAAUGUGAUCACGUUUAAGAAACACAUCUGAUUCGCUCAUGUGUUAACUUCUCCAGGGUAGGGGGCAGUAUUUUCACGACUGGAUGAAAAACGUACCCAAAUUAAACGGCCUACUACUCGGCCCAGGAACUAGAA